Molecule: messenger RNA, 1833 nt
Organism: Paecilomyces variotii
Lineage: Eukaryota; Fungi; Ascomycota; Eurotiomycetes; Eurotiales; Thermoascaceae
Product: acyl-CoA dehydrogenase
Exons: 4
Coding region: 321-1649 (442 amino acids)
Molecular function (GO): oxidoreductase activity, acting on the CH-CH group of donors; flavin adenine dinucleotide binding
Source: RefSeq, a predicted model, not a curated record
CAGCAGUAUUACAUCCAGUUUCACAUGGCCGGAAAUCAUACUCUGCCGGUUGUUAUAUAUAAUCACAUUUACAUGUAAAGGCUUUUGUCGUAUGUCGCAACUUCAUCUGAAUGAUAUAACAUACCUAACUAUCCUCGGGUUCAAUUACAACAGUCGCUCGCUCCUCUUACAUUGCACAACAACCUACCUACAUAGCUACAGCUAGGUAAAUAAGGGAGAUCUACCCAAUCAUACCAUCCAAAGGUCCAUUACAAAAAAAAAAUACAAAGCAUCAAUUCAAUCUCCCCAAUCCUACCCACCAAGUACCUACCUACCUAACCAUGGCCACCAACUCCCCCAAUCCCAUCCCCUUCUCAGAACCGCCCUAUCUCCGCGGCAUCCCAUCACCCUACUACACAGAAUCCCACCAUCGAUUCCAAAAAGCAUGUCGCGCAUUCAUCUGGGAGAACCUCCACAAGCACGCUCUCGAGUGGGAGCGCGCAGAGGAAGUUCCCGCACACGUCUACGAGACGUUCAGAAAGAAUAACAUGUUGCUUCCGAAUCUGCCCUCGCCGCUACCCGUUGAGUGGUUGAAGAAGUUGGGUAUUCAUGAUAUUCUGGGCGUGAAGGUUGAGGAGUGGGAUUAUUUUCAUACGGGGAUUUAUAUCGAUGAGAUGUCACGAAGCGGCAUCGGCGGACCCGGAGCAUCAAUGUCUGCAGGAUUCGCAUUCGGCAUCCCCCCAGUUCUCAAAUUCGGGAGUCCCGAACUACACGAACGCUUCCUGCCUGAUUUCCUAACGGGUCGAAAGAGAAUGUGUAUUGCCAUCACGGAGCCCGAGGCCGGUAGUGACGUUGCCAAUAUCACGACGACGGCUACGAAGACACCUGAUGGAAAGCAUUAUAUCGUUAAUGGAACUAAGAAAUGGAUCACCAACGGCAUCUGGUCCGACUACACGACCAUGGCCGUCCGAACCGGCGGUCCAGGAGCCAAGGGCCUCUCUCUCCUCCUUGUCCCUUUAAAGAACCACCCCGGCGUAACGAUGCGCAAGCUCAAAGUAUCCGGCCAACUCACGGGCGGAACGACCUUCAUCGAGCUCGACGACGUCCAAGUCCCCGUUGAAAACCUCAUCGGCCUCGAAGGCCACGGCAUGCACUACAUCAUGACGAACUUCAACCACGAACGACUCACCAUCGCUAUUGGCGCGACGCGACAGGCGCGCGUGGCGCUUUCGUCUGCAUUCGAGUACUGUCUGCAGCGCGAGGCGUUCGGGAAGACGCUCAUGGAUCAGCCGGUCGUGAGACAUCGGUUGGCGAAGGCGGGAGCAGAGCUAGAGAGUCUUUCUGCGUGGAUAGAACAGUUCUUGUUCCAGCUCAAGAAGAUGGAUAGGAAUGAGGCGGAUAUUCAGCUUGGUGGUCUGACGGCCCUGGCGAAGGCGAGGUCUGGUAUGGUUCUGAAUGAGUGCGCGCAGGUUGCGGUGUUAUUGUUUGGUGGAAAUGGAUAUACUCGUACGGGACGGGGGGAGAUUGUAGAGAAAAUCUACCGCGAAGUUCCUGGAACCCGCAUCCCCGGCGGCUCCGAAGACGUGCUUCUCGACCUUGCAGUUCGUCAAUUAGUCAAGAUUUUCCAAGUUCAGACGAUGAUGUUGGGAGGAGGGAAGUCGAAAAUUUGAUUUAAGCAUCAUUCCCACAACAGAAAUACCCAGAAAAAAGGAUAUAUUAAUGUUUGGAACGGGGAAUAUAACUUAUACCCCUGUAGGUGGUCUAUGAGGAUUUGAAACACUAUGUAUACUGCCAGUGUGAGAAUGAGAAUGACAUCCAUCAUCUAAAGACAGAGAAAAUAGAUAGAUACUAGUU